This is a messenger RNA of Paraglomus brasilianum, 330 nucleotides long. Lineage: Eukaryota; Fungi; Glomeromycota; Glomeromycetes; Paraglomerales; Paraglomeraceae. The record is from the annotation of a GenBank genome assembly.
AUGCCUGGUCUUCUCAUCUCUCCAUCCUACCUUCAGUCGAGGAAAGCUAAGGAAUUGCAGGGCCCAUUGACACCGCUGCUACAUGCAGCAACAGCAAGACUGUCUGGUUGGGAGCUAAGCCCGCCAAGGCUCUAUAUCGAAGAGAACGAUAUCAAUAUGGGACAAUUACUGGCGCUCAAUACUCUUCACGCACUCGCGACCGACCAUCCAACCAAUACCACUUGGUCAAACGAGGAUAUGGAAGCAUAUAUUCAGCUGAGGUCGAGGUGGUCCGAAAUACAGGACGGAAGAAGAGAUACAAAGCCCAGCUCUUGUCGCUGGCAAGACUGA